AUGUCGUGUAAAAGUGAAGGUUCCACUUCAGUGGUUAGUGUUUUGUGCACAAGCGAUGCAUCUACAUCGGACACCGAUCAGAAGCCUGAGGCGAUACAGGAGGUGUGGAGUGACGCCGGUGACAAUACUUGUAUAUCCGACCUGCCUUUGUCAUUAUCGUUCAAAGAUGAUCACAAAUUCAAGACUCCAGCAGUACCACCGCGCCGUUUGAAGGACCGGCCAAAUGACGCGCCUUUCUCACGUAAACCUCGCUCGUCCGUACCUUCAACGCAAUUUUUGCCACCGAUCAAUAAUGCUGCCGAAGAACAGCAAGCAUUGUCGUAUGCAUUCACGAAACGGACAGACUUAGUGCACGGAAAUCCAAUCGAAAAAGUGCAGUCGAAGCUGAAAAAUGGCUGGUUCAAUCCUGAUCGUCCUUCUCAACAGAAUCAAAUUAGAGAUAAUAAUAGAGUCUUAUACGACCACUAUAUCAGAUUCUAUCACAUGAGUCUGCUGAAUAAGCUGGUGAAAUCUCGUCAUGCCGUUUUGCAACAUCUCAUGUCAACGAAUGCUCUAUGCGCUCCUUCUCGACAGCCUAUGGACCCGGAAGCAUUGAAAAGACGUAACGACAUGGAACGAAUUCGAUUGCGGGCAGCGAAGCGAACAAAAGCAAGAAAUGAAAAAAUAUUUUGGAUGAGCAGUUUUCUUGUUUUGCAUUUCUCUUGCCAUAAUUUAGAUCUGGAUUUGCAUCAACCUACCCAAAUGGAUGACAUAAAAACGAUGUUGAAGAAAUUCAGAAAACUUCGAAAAGAAGAACCGCAUGCUCCGAGUCUUGAUAUCACCGGAAUCGACCUCGACGAUGUUUACGAGAGAGCAGGUGUUCUUGCACAAUCGGAAAAAAUUAAGCAAACCAUGGAAGCUCUUGAGAAGAACCUCAAAAAGUGA
Angiostrongylus costaricensis is the source of this 924-nucleotide messenger RNA. Lineage: Eukaryota; Metazoa; Nematoda; Chromadorea; Rhabditida; Metastrongylidae. The record is from the annotation of a GenBank genome assembly.